AGAGUAUCAUUCAUUAGUCAUUUCCCCUUGACCCGACGGACCGGGAUACAUUGCUGACCCGUUAAUGACUUCAGUCGCAUGAACAGCUCUCGUCGAGAGCGGUUCACUCAUAAGACAUGAAGCUAAUAGUUAUUGUGCUUACAUUGAUUCUUUUCAUACAAUGCAGUGAGAGCCGGCACACCGGCUGGUUUCCGCAGAACCUAGUCGACGCAUUCACAAAUAGAACAUCUCAAAUAACAAACUACGUUCGAUCGAAGGGACGUAGUCUUAAACAGUUUUACGUUGAAAAUGUUCGAAAUAAAAUAACGUCAUAUCUUGGUUUUAAUCAGACGCAAAUAGAAGAUCGCAUUGGUAACCAAGCAAGGAUUAAGAGAAAAUUUAAAGAUUAUGUCGAAGAUGCCCAAGCCAAUGACGAGAAGAUUUUUGACGCAAUUGCUCCUGAAAAAUUAGAAUAUUCGUGUAAUGAUAAUGACCCGAGCAUUCAUAUGACCACGCCACAGCUGAUCGCACUACACGGUUACGUAUCUGAGUCACAUACAAUCGUCACAGAAGAUGGAUACAUCCUCACAGUUCACAGAAUACCUCAUUCCCGAAACGCUAAAAGAGAGGAGAAUCCCCGUAAAACGGUUCUUCUUCAUCACGGUCUCCUUGGAAGUUCAGCGGACUGGAUCGUCGCAGGACCAGAGAAAGGUCUAGCUUAUAUAUUAUCUGAAGCCGGUUACGAUGUGUGGUUAGCGAAUGUUCGAGGAAAUACUUACUCCAGGGCGCAUGUAUCGCUUAACAUUGAUACCUUCGCUUUUUGGAAUUUCACAUUUCAUGAAGUUAGCCAACACGAUUUGCCAGCCGUUAUCGACUAUAUCAUGGAUACAAAGGGAUGGGAUACAAAAAUAAACUAUAUCGGCCAUUCAAUGGGGACGACUAUCUUAUUUGCUUUGCUUUCCACGAAGACACAUUACAAUAAAGUGCUACGAGCGGGUUUCGCAUUAGCCCCUGUAGCCUUCAUGACUGACAUUAAAAGCCCUAUUCGUCUCCUCGCGAAAUACAGCAAUAAUUUGGAAUAUUUGCUAAAACUUCUCGGCGCUAACGAAUUUCUACCACAAAAUGCUGUUCUUCGGUGGUUAUCAAAACACGCGUGUGAAAUAAAUCACUACGAAGAAGCGAUCUGUGAGAAUUCAAUGUUCGUGUUAUGCGGACACGAUGAACGUCAGUUUAAUAGAAGUUUGUUGCCUAUAAUACUGGGACACGUCCCAGCCGGUGCGUCGACGAAGACGUUAGUUCAUUACGCGCAAGAGAUUCGAAACGUGGGAAGAUUUCAGCAAUUUGACUAUGGUACUGAAGGAAAUUUAAUAAAGUAUGGAACGCUUUCGCCCCCCGAAUAUCCUCUGCAUAAAAUAACUCUACCGAUUGCUUUAUUUAGCGCUGAAAAUGAUUGGCUGGCGGGUGACGUCGAUGUUACGAAUUUAUACGUACAACUCAUAAAUCCCAUAGAACAUUAUAUAGUGCCUUUGAAAGAGUUCAAUCACAUAGAUUUUCUUUGGGCGGUUGAUGCACCUAAAUUGGUUUUUGCAAAAUUGCUUCAAUUACUAGAGGAGGGAGUCAGUAAACCCUUUUAUAAUAUAAACACCAAUACACACGAUAUACGUUAGACAUAUACAUAUAUGAUAAUAUUGUCCUGUUAAUUUAGUGAUA
This is a messenger RNA of Vanessa atalanta (red admiral), 1689 nucleotides long. Its product is annotated as gastric triacylglycerol lipase-like. NCBI's taxonomy places the organism in Eukaryota, Metazoa, Arthropoda, Insecta, Lepidoptera, Nymphalidae. The transcript has a single exon. The record is from RefSeq and is a predicted model, not a curated record. Gene Ontology annotation, biological process: lipid metabolic process. Bases 117 to 1646 code for a protein of 509 amino acids.